AUGUGGAAACAAUGCCAUCGCGCUUGCUUGCGCCACAAGUGGCAGAACCCAAUGCCAAAACUGCUGCAAUGCAAUAUCAAGAAGUUGGAGUGGGGUGUGAACGUCUUCGAAUUUCCACAGCUAUUUCAAGACGCCUUUACAUUGGCUAAGGCAUUGCAGAUACCAUACGUCUGGAUUGAUGCUCUGUGCAUUAUACAAGAUGACGAGGCUGAUAAGGCAUCUGAGAUAUCCAGGAUGGACCACAUUUAUCAGAAUGCCGUCCUCAAUGUUGGUGCCACUGGAGCCGCUGAUGCUGCACGACCACCGGCAGACAGCGACUGGAUGCCGGACAGUGCGACCAAGGGCAAAUGCGAAUCAGAGAUGCACGAAGAAAGCAAUGUCGAUUGCAGCACCGAUGUUACAAAUGAUUGGCGUUUAAGAGAUCAAGACAGGACGAGUGCAGAGAGAGAUGACUGGUUCGCUUUACAACGUUCGCCUGCGAGCCCAAGUCUUGACUUGCCGGGAUUCGGUAGUGGACAGAAACAACCACAAGGACUGAGUUCAGGCUUAUUCGCAACCCGAGACCCCCUGGUCUAUUCACCACUCGCUGUAACAAUCAAGCGAAAAGGCAGAGAGUACAGCGGUAUCCUCUAUGAUGGAUAUCAUGCGGACGACUUCCAGGGUAGUGCUCUCUUCAAGCGUGGGUGGGUGCUACAGGAACGACUUCUCAGUCCCAGAACAGACGAGUACUGUGCCGGGCUAUGGAGGAACGACUUCAUCGCAGGUUUAUGCUGGUUCCGCGACGACCAAGAGCUUAACCAAUACUCUCCGUUCCCCAACGGCUAUCGAGCGCAGAAUCUGGGUAUACGUGUAUUGGGCGAAUUGAGGAAAUCGACGUUACACCCUCUGGUCCCAAUCUUCUUGGCUGCAUCUCAUCCGCUCGUGUUCACAUCUCCGGCCACCUUCGCAAAGGCCUUCGACAAGUAUCAGAACGUAACAUAA
Molecule: messenger RNA, 981 nt
Organism: Alternaria hordeiaustralica
Lineage: Eukaryota; Fungi; Ascomycota; Dothideomycetes; Pleosporales; Pleosporaceae
Exons: 4
Coding region: 1-981 (326 amino acids)
Source: RefSeq, a predicted model, not a curated record